This is a messenger RNA of Thelazia callipaeda (thelaziosis nematode), 390 nucleotides long. NCBI's taxonomy places the organism in Eukaryota, Metazoa, Nematoda, Chromadorea, Rhabditida, Thelaziidae. The record is from the annotation of a GenBank genome assembly.
AUGUUGAACGAAUCAAUCUCCAUCGAUCCAUUAGCAUUUCAAGUUCUUUCAUAUGAUAAUCCUAAAAUUCAAUACAUUUUCCUGGCUGCUAGUAUGGAUCAGAAAAGAUGUUGGAUGAAAGAAUUGAAGCGAAUGAUGUUAGAUCAUUACGGUGUUAAAAUACCAGAAAAAACCAAAAUGUUAAUGUUAAGUUUGAGUGAUGAAUGUGCUAAAUCAAUCCAUCCACCAAAUCAACAAGGUCAGAUAUUAUAUCCUAAAAGUAACAAAAGAAUACCAAAAUAUCUCGAAAAACGGCGUAAAAGUAUUGAUAUUAAUCAAACCUUUCGAAGAUCACACCUUCGAAAACGAAGUGCUUCUGGCAACAGAAAUGUUCCAAAAUCGGUUCAUUAA